AUGUCGGGUGUAUCAGAUGGCAUAGCUUGUCAUGGCGUGGACUUCCAUGGAGAUAAUAGACAUGAGAUGCAGGCAGAAGGCACAGUGACUUUUGAAGACGUGGCUGUGAAAUUUACCUGGGAGGAAUGGAAUCUCCUUAGUGAGGCUCAGAGGUGCCUGUACCGUGAUGUGAUGCUGGAGAACCUGGCACUUAUAUCCUCCCUGGGUUGUUGGUGUGGAGUGGAAGAUGAGGCACCUUCUAAGCAGAGUAUUUAUAUACAAAGAGAGACUCAGGUCAGGAUUCCUAUGGCAGGUGUGUCUCCCAAGAAGGCCGACCCCUGUGAGAUGUGCGGCCCUAUCUUAGGAGACAUUCUGCACGUGGGAGAUCAUCAGGGAACACAUCACAAGCAGAAACUGCACAGGUGUGAGGCCUGGGGGAACAAAUUGUAUGACAGUGGAAACUUUCAUCAACACCAGAAUGAGUACAUUGGAGAGAAUCCCUACAGAGGCAGUGUUGAGGAAGCGUUGUUUGUGAAGAGGUGUAAGUUUCGUGUGUCAGGGGAGUCACAUGUCUUCAGUCAGAGUGGGAAGGACUUUUUUCCCAUUUCAGCAUUACUCCAGCAGGAGGCCACUCACACUGGGGAGAAGUCAAACAGCAAAACUGAGUGUGUGUCUCCCUUUCAGCGGGUGGGAGCUCACUAUAGCCAUGGACAAUCCAUGAAACAUUUUAGCACCAAAUAUGUACUCAGUCAGCAUGAGAGACUUCUCCCUAGAGAAGAGUGUUAUGUGUGCUGUGAAUGUGGGAAAUCCUUUAGCAAAUAUGAUAGCUCCAGUAAUCAUCAGAGACUUCACACUGAAAAAAAACAUGAAUGUGGAGAAUGUGGGAAAUCCUUUAGUCAAAAAAGAAGCCUCAUUCAACAUCAGCGAUUUCACACUGGAGAAAAACCUUAUGAGUGUGAAGAGUGUGGGAAAUCUUUUAGUUCAGAAGGACAUCUUAGGAGCCAUCAACGAGUUCACGCCGGAGAAAGACCUUACGAGUGUGGAGAAUGUGUGAAAUCUUUCAGUCAUAAGCGCAGUCUUGUUCACCAUCAGCGAGUUCAUACUGGAGAAAGAUCUUAUCAGUGUGGAGAAUGUGGGAAAUCUUUCAGUCAUAAGCGCAGUCUUGUUCACCAUCAGCGAGUUCACAGUGGAGAAGGACCUUAUCAGUGUGGAGAAUGUGGGAAAUCUUUCAGUCAAAAGGGCAACCUCGCUCUACACCAGCGAGUUCACAGUGGAGAAAGACCUUAUCAGUGUGGAGAAUGUGGGAAAUCUUUCAGUCAUAAGCGCAGUCUUGUUCACCAUCAGCGAGUUCACAGUGGAGAAAGACCUUAUCAGUGUGGAGAAUGUGGGAAAUCUUUCAGUCAAAAGGGCAACCUCGUUCUACACCAGCGAGUUCACACUGGAGCAAGACCUUAUGAGUGUCGAGAAUGUGGGAAAUCUUUUAGUUCAAAAGGACACCUUAGGAACCAUCACCACAUUCACACUGGAGACAGACUUUAUGAGUGUGGAGAGUGUGGGAAAUCUUUUAGUCAUAAAGGCACCCUCAUUCUACAUCAGCGAGUUCACCCUAGAGAACGACCUUAUGGGUGUGGAGAAUGUGGGAAAUCUUUUAGUUCAAACGGGCACCUGAGGAGCCAUCAGCGUGUUCAUACUGGAGAAAGACCUUAUGAGUGUGGAGAAUGUGGGAAAUCUUUUAGUCAUAAGCGCAGCCUUGUUCACCAUCAGCGCAUUCACACUGGAGAAAGACCUUACAAGUGUGGAGAAUGUGCGAAAUCUUUUAUUGAAAAAGGACACCUUAGGAGUCAUCAGCGAGUUCACACUACAGAAAGACCUUUUAAGUGUGGGGAAUGUGGGAAAUGUUUUAGUCACAAGGGUAACCUCGUUCUACACCAGCAUGGCCAUACAGGAGGAAGGCCUUAUGUGUGUAGGGAAUGUGGAAAAUUAUUUAAGAAGAAGUCUUGCCUCCUUGCACACCAGGGAAUUCACAGUGGAGAAAAGCCAUAUGCUUGUGAAGCUUGUCAGAAAUUUUUUAGGCACAAGUACCAACUCAUUGCACAUCAGAGAGUUCACACUGGAGAAAGGCCUUAUGAAUGCAAUGAUUGUGGAAAGUCAUUUACCCACAGCUCUACAUUCCAUGUUCAUAAGCGAAUUCACACUGGCGAAAAGCCUUAUGAGUGCAGUGAAUGUGGAAAAUCUUUUGCUGAAAGCUCCAGUCUCACUAAACACAAGAGAGUUCACACUGGAGAAAAGCCUUAUAAAUGUGAGAAAUGUGGGAAAUUAUUUAACAAGAAGUCUCACUUCCUUGUACACCAGAAAGUUCACACUGGAGAAAAGUCAUAUGAGUGUGAGGAUUGUCAGAAAGUUUUUAGCAAGAAGGACCACCUCAUUGCACAUCAGAGAAGUUCACACUGGAGAAAAGCCUUAUGGGUGCAGUGA
Messenger RNA from Rhinopithecus roxellana (golden snub-nosed monkey), 2454 nucleotides. RefSeq names its product zinc finger protein 814 (gene ZNF814). Gene Ontology annotation, molecular function: DNA-binding transcription factor activity, RNA polymerase II-specific; RNA polymerase II cis-regulatory region sequence-specific DNA binding. The coding region runs from base 1 to 2454 and encodes 817 amino acids. The transcript is spliced from 4 exons. Lineage: Eukaryota; Metazoa; Chordata; Mammalia; Primates; Cercopithecidae. Gene Ontology annotation, biological process: regulation of transcription by RNA polymerase II. The record is from RefSeq and is a predicted model, not a curated record.